Lotus japonicus is the source of this 1035-nucleotide messenger RNA. RefSeq lists its product as uncharacterized. The record is from RefSeq and is a predicted model, not a curated record. The transcript is spliced from 2 exons. Gene Ontology annotation, molecular function: RNA-DNA hybrid ribonuclease activity; nucleic acid binding. The coding region runs from base 1 to 1035 and encodes 344 amino acids. Lineage: Eukaryota; Viridiplantae; Streptophyta; Magnoliopsida; Fabales; Fabaceae.
AUGGCAAAACUAGGAAGUGAAAUGAAGGAUGAUAACCAAGCUUCUCCUUCAUCAUCAACCUCGGCUGAACAUGGUUUUGAUGCGACUCUUUGGCGGAAAUUCUGGAAAGCUCCAUCGCUUCCUCGGGUCAAGGAGGUGGCAUGGCGUGUGUGUGUUGGUGCGGUGCCCACUAGGCUUUGUUUGCGCCGUAGAGGAAUGGACUUGGAUCCUAGUUGCCCGGUGUGUGGCCAUGAGGAGGAGAGCAUUGAUCAUCUUUUUAUUCACUGUCCUGUUGCGCGAGGAUGCUGGUUUGUGAGCCUGGGUGUGCGCACAGAUGCUGGUACGUCGACCUUCAUGGACUUCAUGGCGGCGGUGCUGCGCAACAAGGAUGGCUGGUGCAUUGCAGAAGUUCAGCGCAUGAUCUAUUGCUUGUGGGAGGGUCGGAACAAGGUUCUUUUCGAGCUCCGUGAACCUGGGUGUGCUACGGUGCUGUCUCGUUUUGCAGCGAUGGAGUCCCCUUCACAGCUUGGGACGAACGGAAAUCAGGUGGACUGGUCAGUGGUUAAAUGGUCGAGACCAGCAGCUGGGAUGAUUAAAAUUAAUGUGGAUGCCUCUCUUGGUGGGGAUUUGCUUGCUGGUUUCGGUAUGGUGGCUAGGGACGAGGAUGGCGAGAUCUUGGCGGCGGCUUCACACUAUCCGACGGUUGCUACUUCAGCCACGAUGGCAGAGGCGUUCUGUCUCCGUUGGGCCAUGGAGCUUUCUUCACAGUUGGGUUUCAGGAGGGUGCAGUUUGAGACUGAUUGUCUACAGCUUUUUCAUGCUUGGAAGAAGGGUGUUGGUCGUUCUCCUUUAUUUUCUUUGCUUCAGGAUUGUAAAACUUUUGUUCAGUUGUUCGAUUGUGUUGAGUUUACUUUUACUCGUAGGCAGGGCAAUACUUGUGCUGAUUUUAUGGCUCGGAACGCCUCUACCCUUUCGAAUAUUGUUUGGGUGGAGGAGGCCCCCCGGGUUUAUGUAGCCUUUUACAGGCAGAUCUUUUGGCUUCUAUGUCGGUUAUGA